AUGGCGCCUGGGCACGGUGGUAAGCGGAAGCGCGUCGAGCGCUCUCAUUCGGGGGAUUCGGGAAGCAAUGACAAUCUGCGACCUUCUCCUCAUCGCCCCGGGAACAUGAACAUGGCGCAUUACCCUUCCAAUCCUAGGCAUCAAUCUCCCUCCCAAGAACAGAAUGAAAUGCGCGAUAAAUCUCGCCGACACUCGCAUUUCGGACGGGCUGGUUCCCGACGCGGAUCCCACGACGGCCCGAAUUUUUCGAACCCGCAGGCCAAAGAGCCGAACGCGAUGUCGCCUCCACCUGCUUUUCAGCCCAAAGAACCAGCUUCCAAUGUCGAAUUAGCUGCUCCGCAACCCACACCAUCUCCAGCUCCCAACACCCCUUCGCAGCAGUACACCAAUCUACCUUCUCGCGCUAGCUCCGAGGCCGCUACCCAUCUUCCUCCUCCUCCCCCAUCCCCUUACGAGUAUGAAAUUGUUACCGAUAACGCCGUUGAAGAUUGGACAUCGACAGGGAAGUCAAGGGUAGUGGAAGAAGGCUCCGCAGCUCGUGUUCAACAAGAUCUUCCUCGACUCGCAUCGGUCUAUCAAGAGCUUCUGCGCUCUGCGAUCUAUGGUCGAUUGUCGCCGUCAGACGCAGGAACUGCUGUGAAAGAUAUUAUCGGAAAUCAUGGAAUACCCAAUGAUGUCGACAUGGAGGGCAGCAGCGGAAAUGCUUCGACCUCCGAACUUGACCCUCGCUCGCUAUUCCUCGAUACCCUUUCUAUCGUGACCGAUGCCGAUACCUCGAACCCAAUCCUCAAACCACUUGUCUUUGCGACCGAAAUUGACGCAUCCCUGAUGCGCCUUCAACUUGAGACUCCGCUCCUCCAGGCCCUGGGGUUGGUUCGCGAUACCUUUGCGCGAAUGGGUAUUCGCAAGCAGACGAAUCUACUCUACCGGCAAUCAAAUUAUAACCUGCUCCGAGAGGAGUCUGAGGGGUACUCGAAGCUUUUGACGGAACUAUUCACUACGAGCAACAACGAACCGCCAUCAAGCGAGGUGGUUGAGAAUACAUUUGAGAGAGUCAAGGCCAUGAUUGGCGCAUUCGAUAUGGAUGUCGGCCGUGUCUUGGAUGUUACAUUAGAUGUAUUUGCUGCAGUCCUUGUCAAGCAGUACCGCUUUUUCGUGAAGCUUCUGAGGGCUAGCUCCUGGUGGCCCAAGGAAGAUGUCUUUCGCCACAUGGAAAAUGGCCGUCACCACUCUGGACUUCCCAACUGGGCGCUUCCUGGGUCCACUGGCUGGGUGACAACCGAGAAUGAACGCUCGGCCAUCAUGCAAGCGAACGAGGGGCGUGACCGCCUGUUCUGGGAUCGCGUAAGACAAGUUGGACUACGCGCCUUUUUCGAAAUCGGCCGCAAACCGAUUACAGAAGAGGAGAAGGAACGAAGCCUUUCAGAAGCGAAUGGCGUCUCUUUUGACGAGGAUGUUACCCGUUCAUGGCUUGAGGAAACAGGCACAUUACCACCCAAGGGAAAUCGGGUUGCGGCCCAGCUCCUUGGUUUCAAGUUACGAUUCUACUCUUCUUCAGCGCGAUCAAAAGCUGAUGUUCUUCCUGAUAACCUCAUUUACCUUGCCGCCCUACUCAUCAAGGUUGGCUUCAUCUCCCUUCGUGAUCUUUACGCCCACCUUUAUCGCCCCGAUGAUACUAUGGAUGUAUUGAAAGGUGAAAAGAUGGCAGAGAAAGCGGAGCGGGUGAAGGCUGGCCGUCCAGGUGGUGGCACCAACGCUCUGAUGAUGGCCGGUGCUCUGUCGGAUGACACAGUUCCCCCUCCCCGCCUCCGUGAAGAAUCCCGACUGGCAACACCUGCAAAGGACCAAGGUUCUGAAAAGGGAGCAGCUCAAUCUGAAGACGAGCUUCCAGAUCCUUCAGACCAAAAGGUUCUGUUGCUCAAGAGUCUUCUCGCCAUUGGCGCAAUUCCCGAAUCGCUGUUCGUCAUCAGCAAAUUUCCCUGGUUGAUGGAAGCAUACCCCGAGCUCCCUGAAUUUUUCCACCGAAUCCUGCACCAUUCUUUGUCCAAGGUCUAUGAGCAAUUCCGACCAGUGUUCUCUACCCGCAAUUUCCCUGGCGCCCAGUACCUGGUAUCCUCGGACCAAAAUAGCCAUUCCAAAGGCCACAUCGGACUCACACCUCCCCCUCCGAAGCGAGUUUUGAGAUGGGCUCAACUGGAUAAGGAGGACACCGAUGGCACUGAUUAUCGAUUCUACUGGGAUGAUUGGGCCGAUAACAUCCCGAUCUGCCAGUCUGUAGACGACGUCUUUGCCCUCUGUUCAUCUUUCCUUAACCUCUCCGGUCACAAGAUUGGACAAGAUGCCAGCCUUUUGGCGAAACUUGUUCGUAUUGGCAAGGGAAGUCUGGCUCAGGAUGAAUCCGAGGAAAACAAGGAGCGCUGGCGCGACCUUUGCAAGCGACUUCUGCUGCCUGCGGUCAGUCUGACAAAGGCCAAUCCUGGUGUUGUCAACGAAGUCUUCGAACUUAUCAGUUUGUUCCCUCGUGAUGUGCGAUACAAUAUGUACGCUGAAUGGUACUCGGGACAGACGUCUCGCUUGCCGGACAUCAAAGAAGCCUUCGACCAAGCCAAGGCAGAGACCAAGGACACACUGAAGCGACUUAGCAAGACCAACAUUCGACCUAUGGCUCGUGCAUUGGCUAAGAUUGCUUACGCGAAUCCUGGAAUCGUCAUAACCGUUGCCAUUGGUCAGAUUGAGUCCUAUGAGAAUCUCAUCGAGGUUGUCGUAGAGUGUGCCCGCUACUUCACGUUCCUCGGUUACGACAUCCUUUCAUGGUCUCUUAUCAAUUCGCUUGGUCAGAAAGGACGAAGCCGUGUUCAGGAAGGUGGCCUUCUCACCAGCCGAUGGCUGAAUGCCCUCUCCACUUUCGCGGGUCGAGUCUAUAAGCGGUAUUCCGUGAUGGACCCUGCUCCUGUUCUGCAGUAUGUUGUGGAACAGCUUCGGCACAACAACUCAACCGAUCUCAUUGUGCUUGAGCAGUUGAUAAGCUCGAUGGCAGGUAUUAUCUCAGACAAUGACUUCAACGACGCUCAGAUCCAGGCUAUGGCUGGUGGUGAUGUUCUUCAAUCUCAAACCAUUCUACAAUUGUUGGACAAACGCCAUGAAUCUACAAUUACUUCCACCCGGUUGCUCAGGUCUCUGACCCGUACCAAACUUGCUGGGCAGCUAUUAGUUGCCAUUGCCCAGGAACGAUUAACUUGUGUUUACAACGAGAAUUCAUCGGAACUCAAAUUGCUUGGAAAUAUUUUUGAUGAAAUCCACCGCAUUCUCACUCAAUACCUUGAUUUGCUGCGCAGCAAUCUUUCGAUCGAUGAUUUCGAUUCCUUUGUGCCAGAUUUCUCUUCGCUGAUCAAAGACUUCGGAAUUCAGCCCGAAAUUGCCUUCUGGAUCAGGCGGCCUAGCAUUGCUAAAAAGAUCACACAGGUUGAAGAGUCAAAGGAAAGGAAGGGAAGUUCGCCUACUGAUCAUACUGGUGCCGCUAAGCCGAGCGGCGACAGCAUGGACACUGGCGAAGAUGGGGUAACACCCACCUCCGCGGACAAUUCCAUGGAUGUCGACAAAGCCGAAUCAGGUGCCACAGCCUCCGCCGAGGAUUCUGGCUCUCCUCCGCAAGUCCCUCUCGUCAACGCCGACCCACUGGCAGCAAACCCCGUUAUGCAAGAGCUUAUCGACAACGUCAAGUCUGCUUUGCCCGCGGAGACAUGGGAAACUAUCGGUGCACACUUCUACGCAACCUUCUGGCAGUUGUCCCUUUAUGAUGUCCAUAUUCCCCAGAAGUCCUACGAGGACGAGAUCGACCGACUCAAGCGACGAGUGGUGACCAUCAACAGUGAUAGAUCUGAUAUGAGCAUGGCAGGAAGCUCGAGGAAGGAGUUCCAGAAGAAGCAGAUCACGCAGCUUCAGGACCGGAUCUUGGAAGAGAACAAGGGCCACUUGAUGGCCUAUGGACAGACACGCUCCCGGCUACAAAAAGAGAAAGACAGAUGGUUUGCCGGCAUGCGUCUCAAACACGAUUCUCUGAAUGUUGCACUCCUAGAGCAAUGUUUCAUUCCUCGACUCCUCUUGUCACCUCUUGAUGCCUUCUUCUGUUUCAAGAUGUUGAAGUUCCUCCACAGUUCAGGCACACCUAAUUUCCGGACCGUCGGUCUCCUUGACCAACUAUUCCGCGAGCACCGGCUCACGGCGCUCAUUUUCCUCUGCACCUCGAAGGAAGCUGACAACCUUGGUCGUUUCUUGAACGAAGUUUUGCGCGACCUCACCAGAUGGCAUGCCGACAAAGCUGUUUACGAGAAGGAGGCAUUCGGAGCCAAGAGGGAUCUUCCUGGAUUUGCGAAAAAUGUCGACCCCGAAGGUGUGCCAGUGAUGUUCCUGGAAUUUGAGGAUUUCCGUCGGUUGUUGUACAAAUGGCACCGACUGUUAUCCAAUGCACUCAAGAGUUGUCUCAGCGGGGGUGAAUACAUGCACAUUCGCAAUGCAAUCAGUGUUCUGAAGGCGGUCGUCCAGCAUUUCCCCGCUGUCAACUGGAUUGGUCGCGACAUUCUGAACUGCGUUGAUCACCUGAGCAAGAACGAUGAGAGAGACGACGUCAAGAUUCCUGCCGCCUCGCUGAUCGGUGAUCUUAACCGACGAGAGAAGAAAUGGAUGCUUCCCCAGGCAUUCAAUCUAGUGGCAGCUCAGCCCCAGUCUGCUGACAAGGCUGGAAAGUCUGGGACCCCGGGAUCUGCUGCGCCCGCACCUUUGAACGCUUCAGCGCCAGAAUUCAAUCCCAGUGGCCCAACAAAUCCCCGGGGUAUUGCAAAGCAGACCCAAUCCGGAAAGACUGAAGUUGAGGAUGGUGAGAUUGAAGAUGCGAGGAUGGGCGAUGUCGGCGGAGGAAAAGAUGAUGAGACCAAGUCCAGCGAGACGCCUUCCCAAGUUGGAACCACCGCACCUUCUGCCGCCGGCCUCGGCCAGGACGCUCCAUCUGGAGAUCGGCCAAGAUCGCGGCCCAAUUCUCGAGCCCCCGCUCCAGGGCACCAGUCCGACAUUCCUAAGCGCCCUGACCUUCGCCAGCAAGUUCACCCUCCUGUUCGUCCACCGCCACGUCACGGCGAUGGAAGACUGCCUCCGCGCCCCGAAGGAUUAGACGACCGACGGGACAGACACUCGGACUUCGGUCCUCGUGGUCGUCAUGGAGGCGGCCCCCCCGAUCAUGGACGAUCGUUUGAUGGUCCCAUGAAUGACGUCCGUGGCCGACUCAACGAGCGUCUUGCCGAUCGCGAACGCGACUUCCCCAUGCGACCUCCAGCUGACGAUCUGAUGCGCGGCCCUCCCCGAGAUGCCCGUGGUGGUCGUGAGAAUGGCUGGCCCAUGGACCGUCCAGGUCGCAUGCGUGGACCUGGGCCUGGACCCGGACCCGGACCUGGACCUGGGCCAAACGAUUCCUUCCACGGACGGGAUGGUCCUGUGCGAGGAGAGCUGAUGCCUGACCACGCGGAUCGACCUGUGGACCGACCUGUGGAUAUUCCUCGACGUGGCGAUCCUCCUAGGCCAGAAAAGGACGAUCGCAGACCUUAUGCUCAACGCCCUGUAUCGCCAUCUCGGCCUACUGACUUGCCCAAUCGUCCCGAGCGGUUCCCACCCCCCGAUGACCGCCGGCCACCUGUUCUCACUGGUUCCUCCCGUAUCGACAAUCUCCCCAGGGGCCCCCGAAGCGACCGACAAGCCGAUCCAAGGGACGCUGCGCCAGGCCCUGAUAUGAAUCACGGCCGUCUUCGUCAACCAGAGCCUCCAUCUGAGAUACCUGCUGGGCCAAGAAGACGCAACGGACGCAACACCUCUGGACAGGCCCCGCCUAACACAAGCUCGGCGAAUGCUACUGUGCCACUUUCAGAUCGCCAGGCACCCACGGGACCUGGCCGACAAAAUGCGCGCGUGCCACCAGAACAACCUGCUACUCCACAGUCGCAGCCCUCGGGCUCCACCAGUACCCCCGGUAUUCAUCCUGAUCGUCUUAGGAAUCUUGUUGACGAUGCACCCGCGGGUGCUCCUGUUGGACCUCGCGGUGGCUCAAGCCCACAGCAAGCUCCACGAGGCCCCGUUGGCUCCUCAGGGCCGCCCAUGACCCCUGGAGCUUCCCCACCCGCUGGGCCUUCCGGUGCAGGAUUUGGUGGAGAGCGUGGCCGUGGUGACAAACGAUUCGCCGGUCUCAACAACAUGCUUCAGCAGUCCAAUGGCGGCGGUGAGCGCAGUGGAAACUCUCCCUCUGUUCGUGGAAGAGGCGCCAACCGCCAAUCGAACACAAUGGAGCCACCGUCGGCUCCGACUCCAAACCGUCCACCUAUGGGCCCUGCAGGACCCCAGGAAGAUCAGCCCCGCAGCCGACCUAGCGGUGGCCGGGUGGCUGAUCUGAUUGAUGAUGUUGUUGUUCCUGAGUCCAAUCGUUCUGGACACGCUGGGGACCGCAACCGAGAAAUGGGUCCUGCUCGUGAGAAUGAGCCUGAGCGUCGUGAUGGUAGCAGCGGCGGCCGCAACCGACGCGAUGGCCGCCGCGGUGAGCGUGAGCGCAACCGCCGAAGUGAUGUAGGCGCCAAUCGCGAUGAUAAAGAACGCCCUGGCGAACCACGCGAGAGCCUUCGUCGCGUUCAAAGCUCCCGUGAGGAGCUUCGCCGCCGAGACCGCCGGGAUCGCCCCGACGGACCACCAGAAGUGAGCGGGCCACCAUCCAGCAAUAAGAAUGCCCCAGAAAGCGAAGGACGCUUGCGCCCUCCCUCCUCGCAAGGCGCACCGCCACCACCCCCACCUCCUCCCCCUCCGCCAAUGCCUGCAGGAAAUGAUCGACGUUUCAAUGCCGGUGGCGAUCGGGGUCCUCGAUCCGACAACCGAGACCGCGAGCGCGAGCGUCGCGGCGAUCGACGUGAUCGGGAUCAUCCCCGUGAGGGCGGUGGUUCAUCUAGCCAUCGCAAGCGUAAUCGACCAGGUCCUGACGACAACCCUGACGGUGGUCGUGGCAUGAGAAUGGGCAAUGACAACAAGCGCCCUCGCCGCGGUGCCUGA
Messenger RNA from Penicillium salamii, 7074 nucleotides. The record is from the annotation of a GenBank genome assembly. NCBI's taxonomy places the organism in Eukaryota, Fungi, Ascomycota, Eurotiomycetes, Eurotiales, Aspergillaceae.